AUGCGUUCAGACUUUGAUUUUCCUAUAGAAAAGCCAAAAUUAUUAAGACCCUCUGUUAAUGUUGUCCGUCAAAAAGAAUAUGCAGAGGAAAAAAGAAAAGCUCAAUGUAACCUUAUUGCUAAAAUGUUGACAAUGAGUGACACUGAAUUAAUGACACUAUCAACUCGUGAAAUUCUAGAAUAUUCACAUAAUUCUAAUCCAGUACAAGUCGGUGAUGAAGGAUCAGAAAGCGGCUCGGAUAAUGAACUUCCAAGAAAUCUACAAGAAAGUGAUUCUGAUAACGAAGGAUCUGAGAGCAGUUCUGAUAAUGAAAGAUCCAAUUCGCAAGCCUCAAGAUCAAGAUCAGAAAGCGAUUCGGAUAGUGAAGGAUCAGAAAGCAGUUCUGAUAAUGAAGAAAGAUUGAUAUCACCAAGAAAGACACAAUUCCCAAGAAUAACCUCAGGCUCGGAAAGAAGUUCACAAGACUACACACCACAAAAACUUCCACAAAAAACUCCAAAAUCAACUCCACAACCAAGAACUCCACAACACACCCCUAUCCAAAUCCAAAGGCCGGCUCUGCAAGCAUCAUUUAAAAAAGUUCAACAGCCAACAAAGAAGAAAACAAACAAACCAAACACUUCGGAACCUUCUUUCGGUAUUGGAAAACGGCAAGCCAAACCAACAGCUGCGGCUAAUCCAGAAUACUACUCACCACAACAAAAGAAGCAAAGAAAGUCAACAAAACAGUAA
Molecule: messenger RNA, 732 nt
Organism: Naegleria fowleri
Lineage: Eukaryota; Heterolobosea; Eutetramitea; Acrasida; Naegleriidae
Exons: 1
Coding region: 1-732 (243 amino acids)
Source: RefSeq, a predicted model, not a curated record